Molecule: messenger RNA, 1116 nt
Organism: Pomacea canaliculata
Lineage: Eukaryota; Metazoa; Mollusca; Gastropoda; Architaenioglossa; Ampullariidae
Exons: 4
Coding region: 419-991 (190 amino acids)
Molecular function (GO): protein binding
Source: RefSeq, a predicted model, not a curated record
CGUCAGCGCCAUCUUGUAAACACGUCAACAAUUUUCUGUGACUAUACCUUUGUAGACAGUAUGUUAGAAAGGUGAAACAACAAGUGUUAUUAGUGUUUAUUUACACACCGGACUACUUUUUAGCUUCAAAGUAUCUCAUGAACACUGGAGGGAAGUUAGAUAACAGACUUCCCGCUUGUUCCGACUGUCAGGGGUCCCACUUAUUAUCAAUCCAGAUAGUCCUCAGUUUAAGGACCCUUCUGUUGCCUCCAGGGUACUCGUGCAUACCUCCAGUUCCCUGGUACACUCUCCGAGCUGGGGCACAGUAAGUGAGUAGCCCUAUAUAAUACAGCUCCAGCAGAAACCAUUCAUUCCUCCUCGAACUCGCCUCCCGGACACCUGUGCAUCAUAAAGAUAAAGAGUAAAUACAUCCAUCACUAUGAAAGUAAUCUUACCUUUCGUGACCUUGACACUGGCGGGUCUGGUAGCAGCAGAUGUCGUCAAACGGUCAGACGAUGUCAGUCCACUACAAGUUGUGGUCAACAAUCUCUCGCAGGAUGUCACAACAUUACUGGCAAGAAUCACAGCACUAGAAAAUUCUAUAGAACGGAAGGCGUCGUUUCUCGGUCAGCUGCCCACAACCACUGACGGACGGACCAACGUGCCAAAUCAGGUUCCCAUCCAUUUCUCUGAAGUCUUUGACCUCGGAGAUGGCUUUAACCCCGUGACAGGAGUGUACACAGCCAAGUACUCGGGAGUCUAUGUCAUCAACUUCCAGAUGUACCCAGACUUCACUAACGAGGACUUUCAGGUUGACCUGAAGAUGAAUGGCAACCUUCUGGUGAGAUCCCGCACCACCGAGGUCACAACCUACGCAGCCUCCGUGUCGUCAGGCGUGUCCGUGCGUGUCCGGGCCGGCGAUCAACUCUGGGUGGAGACCUCCAGGGAGGGCAUUUACUGGGGUAGUGUUCAUUCCUUCCUCUCCAUCACUCUGGUUACUCCUGAGGCUUAAGGACGCCAUGGUCUUCAGGUAAAUAUUUCAAUGGACGGAAAUGCAGAGAUGGGGUGCAAGCCGGUAACAAGUUAAAAUGAUAUCCACCUCGUUGUCUUUCUUUUGAUUUAUCGAGUAUAAACUUU